UUUCCUCUCUUUUCUGGCACCACAAAUCCUCAGCUGACUCUUCAUUUGUUUUAACAUCAGCUAAAACGGUGAAGACUAUCAAGAAAAGAAAAAAGCAAAACUCGCCAUGAAUGCUUCAACCAAGCUUGAAAUAGCCCUCAUCGUUAUCUUAGCAACAUGCCUUUUAGCUCUUAUCGUUGAUCUGGUUUACGUCCUUUGGCGAAAACGAAGGUUCCGUGAACGCAGCGUCGUCAGCGGCGGAACCUGUUCCAUUGACUCUGAGUUUUCAAAUUCAUCACCUUUCUACCCUGCUCCCUCUAAGGAACUUCUCUACUUCUUCUGCUGGAUAAACAAACCAGCCUAUGUGGAACCUUCCUCUGGCCCUGCGGUGGUGUCUCCAAAGCCAACUGAGGCUACCAAGGCGGCAGAUUCAGAGGCAGCCGCCGUGGAAGCAGAUGAUGACGAGUUGGCGAAGUGGCAGGCAAUGUACGGAUCGUCCAGGGAAGGAGCUGAUAACGUUGAGAAUUCUGCUGAUCAGAGUGAAGCGAAAAGCGAGAAGCGAGUUUGUUUGACAGACUGCUUUUCGGGUCCGGUCGAAAUGGCUGAUGACGUUGUAGUUGAUGUGGAGGAAACGACGCCAUUCUCAACGCCGUGUGCAUCACCUCCUUACUUUACUCCUUCAUCUUCUCCUGGUCGCGAUGUUGGGAUUUUGAUAUUGUCACCAGAAAAAUCACGUAAGCUCGCCGGCGAGUGACGUUUUGACGGAUAGGAAAGUCGGGUUUCUGAGUUUAAGAAUUGGAGGCUAUUAGCAAUUGCUUAAACUUUAAACAUGAAAUAGUAAUUUGAUACUUUGAUUAGU
Molecule: messenger RNA, 838 nt
Organism: Durio zibethinus
Lineage: Eukaryota; Viridiplantae; Streptophyta; Magnoliopsida; Malvales; Malvaceae
Source: RefSeq, a predicted model, not a curated record